AUGGAAAUAGAAUAUAAUAAAAAGUUAUAUUAAGCAGCCGAAGAAACUGAUGUGAAUAUUUAACUUUUGUUAUCUGAUUUCUAAGAAAUAUUUGAAAAGGAAAAAGUAUCUUAAAAAUUAGAUUAAAUUUAGCUAAGCUUUAGUCAUUUAAAUGAAGUGAGUAAAUCUAUUCCUGGAGAUCAUUCUUAUUAACUUAGAAUUCAAGAAUAAAAGAAAAUAAGUACUGAAUGUAAAGAGUGUUUAAAAUAGAAAAUUGAAGAAAUAAAAUUGAAGAUGAAAAAUUCAGAUGAAUUAUUGAAAGAAGAAAUGAAUAAGCUAUAAAAAUUGAAAUAGGAGAAAAAAUAGUAUGUAGAAGAUUAAAAAAAAAAAGUAGAUAAAGAAUUUAGGCAAGAAUUAUUAAAAUUUAAUGGUUUAUGA
This is a messenger RNA of Tetrahymena thermophila SB210, 417 nucleotides long. RefSeq lists its product as hypothetical. The record is from RefSeq and is a predicted model, not a curated record. NCBI's taxonomy places the organism in Eukaryota, Ciliophora, Oligohymenophorea, Hymenostomatida, Tetrahymenidae. The transcript is spliced from 4 exons.